AUGUCUUUACCUUUGGCAUUUAUUAUCAAGGAGUUAGAGGAUACUCCAAGCUCCAUCAUUCCUAUUUUGUCCUCAUUACAUAAUCAACGCCACCUGUUGAGCACUGUGUCCAAAGUUGAUUUGAAGCAUCUCACUAGCAGAACUCUCAAUCUUUGCAGAUCGCCUAAACCAUACAACGUUUGGUGUGGAGUCAACCUUAUAUAUGUGAUCAUUGAUAACAGCUUAAUUCUUAGCUCAGAAGGGUCUAGUUUCUUUUCCCAACUUUUAAAAGUUUUGGAAUCUCCUAGAGCCUCUGAUCCUAGAGUCUUCAAGUCUGUGGUUGAUUGCAUCAACAAACUUUGCAAGAACAUUAGAGGUAAACCAACUCUUACAAGAGAAGUUUUAACACCCAAUUUAAGCUCUGUUUUUUCCUUUUAUUUUGACAAAAUCAUGGUGGACCCAGAAUUGAUGAUGGAUUCUUUGCGGGACUUGGUGCAAAAUCACCCCACCACCUCUAGACCGUUUGCUAACAAAAUCAAAACCAAGUUGUUAGAGUUCAUUUCGUCCAAAGACUUUUCUUGUCAUCCACAAACUAUCAGAGAUGCAGCCUGCUCUUUAUUAGCUGUUUUGCCUGUUGUCGAGAAGGAUGGACCAGAACAACACUGGGCGCAAGAUGUGAACAGAAUCACAAGCAAUAUUGCGGGUGUCUUGAAUAUUUAUGAUAGUUUCCUCAACCUCAAAGAAGACGAUGAGACAUACCAAUUGAUACAGAAAUUGGCUGCUCUGGAUGAGAAUGAAAUAUUUUCUCCAUUGCACCUAGACAUCAAUGAUCCACAAUCUUUGCUUGCUAUUUCCGAAAGGUUAGAAAUACUCUUUUCUAUGCUAAAGGCCUAUCUUGUUUGCCAUACCGACUACAUCGUUACUGUUCCUAUAGGUAAGAUUAUCAUACUUUUGGAAGCUCUGUGCUCGAUCAACACCAAGUUCGUUCCUUUCAGACGGGAAAUUCGUGGCCAAGCGGUGAAAGAUGCCAUACAACUUACCCUAGUGCAAUGUUACGAUUGCACCAUUUCGUUGUUAACAUUAUUGCCCUCAAAGUACCGUGGCUCGAUUGUUCCAUAUCUAGGAACAGUUUUUGCAUUUUUAGAACUGGUUCUUUUCUUGAAAGGUAAACGCUUGGAUAAGGAUUCUAACUUGAUUCACGAACUGUUGAUCAAGAAGGUCCUCCUGUGUGUGAACCAGUACUUGUCUUUAGUGGGACAUUUUCAUGACCAUUCUUUACUUACUCGUUUUGUGGAAGUCGCUUUGCUUUUGGUCGAACCACGUGAACAAGACAAUAUUCAAGGAGAACAAAAACAACAACAGUCCCAGCAUUCGAAAGCGGCUAGAAAGAAGGGCCAAAAAGACCGGGAUCAACUCCGCUUUUCUGAUUUAUUGUCCCACAGUCACCUUUUCAUUGAGAGCGUCCCGGGAGUCAACAAGAGCAAAUUGUUCUUGAUCUUUUUGCGAUUAUGA
Messenger RNA from Clavispora lusitaniae ATCC 42720, 1491 nucleotides. RefSeq lists its product as uncharacterized. Gene Ontology annotation, biological process: rRNA processing. The record is from RefSeq and is a predicted model, not a curated record. Gene Ontology annotation, cellular component: nucleus. Lineage: Eukaryota; Fungi; Ascomycota; Pichiomycetes; Serinales; Metschnikowiaceae.